UAUAUGUAAGAGUGCCUAUAGACAGAAUUGUUUGUUUAUUUUUGAAUUAGAAUCUAAUUCAAAAAUUAAAAGAAUCUCAUUUCAUUUUUUUGUGUUCUUUUUGGACCAAAAAUCUUUUGGCUCAUCGACAAAAACCUUGCCCAUUUUGCCCAUCGUUUUUUUCCGAUACAAUAGAAGUUUGCCCAUUGGACUAAAAAUCCUGGUUACACCGCUGUAGAAGACGUAUGAUUGAUAUAGUCAAAAGAAGACAAAAAACACUGAUAAGUGCGCUUCAUUAAGAGUCAAGUAAUGAGCACCAUGAGAACAAGAGAAUAUUCUUUUCAAAACUGAAAACAUGUAUACUAAAUAUAAAUCAUAUCUUUAUAAGCUUAUGCUCACUCACAAACAUUCAAAUGAAGUCUAUUGUAUAUGUUAUUGUGCUGUAUUUUUGUAAUUUAAAGACUUUUAAAAGUUUUUCUCUUUUAUUUUCCAUCACUGUUUGUAACCACGAGUAUUGCCCAGUAUAUUGUGUGCAAAAUUAUUAUAUUUUUAAUUUUUAGCAUAAGAAAUUGUUUAAAGUUUUCUAAUAAAUUGUUCAAUUUACAUUCUUAUUCAGUCAUUAAAAAUUUUUUGCUCCUAUUUCAAUUGUAAAUAAUUAAAAAAUGAUUAAUAUUAUUAUUAUUAUUAAUAUACUGUCGUUUCUACUUAAUUCAUCUCUUCUUGUACAGGCUUUUAUUCCACAUCCUGCAAUUCGUGUUGGUGGUCGUGCUGGUGAUUCAAUCACACAUACAGAAAUUACUCAAAUUGGAUUUUUAAGAAGUUUAACUAAAUAUUUUAAGGAUCAUAUUGAUGAUGCAACAAAAAUUGAUCUAUCUAAAUCGUACACCAUUAAUGAUCUAUAUAAACUCUAUUACAAUGUUAACGAUAAAGAGGCUCAGAAAUAUACAACACCAAUAAAAUCUGUUAUUGAUGUUAUUCUCGUUGAAAAUGCAUUAGUCGAUUUUAAUAAUGCUACAAAAAAAUUACCAGCAGCACAUUUUGAUAGUGAAGCAUUUAUCAAUGGUAGUCGACGAAUAUUGACUAUUCGCAAAUUAAUUAUUGAUGAUGUUAAAGAGAAAAAAGAGUAUAAAGAAGCGAGAAAAUAUAUUGGACAAUUAUUACAUACACUUCAAGAUUUUUAUUCACAUUCAAAUUGGUUAGAAUUGGGAAAAACUGUUAUUAAUGAUAAAUUGGGUGUUGAAUUAAUUAUUGGACAAGUGGCUUCUCCAAAUCAAUCGACAUGUACCAAUGAGGGAUGUUUAAAAACAAAAGUACGAUGUGGUCCCUAUCAAAAGUUGACACUUAACAAAUGUCCAUUAAUUUAUUUUGAUUGUAUUAAUAAUAUAAGACAAGAAAUAAUUACACAAGGUCUUUUAACAUCAGGAUUUUCAAUCAAUCAAUUUAAUGAAUUUGGACAAGCAAUUUUCAAACCAAAAAAUGUUGAAAAAUGCAGUCAUGGUGGUGUACUGGACACAUCGUCGUAUGUGAAUGCUGUCGGUGGUAUUAACAAAGACACCGUCUCAGCAAUUUAUUCUCCUCAUCAUUAUUUACACUAUGAUGCUGCCGAUCUAGCUACAAAUCAAACUGAAAAGUUUUUUAAUGAUUUAAGACGAGAUUUAGGCGAUCAAGAUUAUGCCGAAUUAUUUGAUAUUCAUCCAUCAAAGUCAAAAAUGAUUGUUCAAGGAUUUGUUGAUAAAUUUCGUAAAUAUCAUUUUUUUACAAAUUCGGUUUCAUCUGGCAUGAGUUUUGGACACAAUCUAUAUCUUAAUUUCAAAAAUUCUAUCAAAAAUCGGUUUUCAAAAAUAAAAAAAUUAUUUGGUAGACAAACCGAAGUACCAGAUUAUAAAACAGGUGCAGAAGAUUCAAAUGGUGAUUUGAAACCAGGCGAUAAAGAUGAUGUUCAUACAGGUAUAUUAAUGAAACGUUUAUUUCAUAUUGAUCAAGAUUUAAGUAGUAACAAAAAUGUUCACCAGCAAGAUUUAAUCCACAGAAAACGUAUUAUUGAAGUAUUACGUCAAACAUAUGAUAGAUGA
Didymodactylos carnosus is the source of this 2051-nucleotide messenger RNA. The record is from the annotation of a GenBank genome assembly. NCBI's taxonomy places the organism in Eukaryota, Metazoa, Rotifera, Eurotatoria, Philodinida, Philodinidae.